CCUCUGCUUCGUAGUUGUUGGGGUAUGCGGGCGCAUUAACAGUCCUCACCGCCCUCCAUUCCUCACCCACUAUUCCUUCUAGCUUGCUUCUUCACGCGUCAUGCGUCUAGUCAGCUUAAAGUCACAAGCUCUCUUGUCACCUUGUUUCUCAUUAGGCCGCGUGGGAGCGGUCGUGCUUUGUCGCGCUGAGCACACAUCGGGAGCAUGGUGAACGCAGCCGAGUCCAAGAAAUAUAUCGGCAACGCGGCCUUGUACCUGGACCUUGAAAGGUCCAGAAACCGGACUUUUCUUAGACGAAACGUCACCCAAGUGCUCGAGAGCCACAAAAGAGCGCUAGAUGCCCCAGAGACCGACGCCCUGGACAGCAGCAUGUGGAAUGACUAUGGCAACAAUCACGCAUGGGAAUUUCCAACCAGAGAGGCCUUGGAUCUUCUGGCUCGGCGUAGCCAACCCUUGCUGAAAAUAGACAUCAAAUCCCUUCUGCCCACCAAACCGGACCAAGCCAAUCAAGACCAUCCGGAACUGGCUUCCAAUCUGUUCACAGCCGAAUGCCGGAUCGACUUCAAAAUCUGGACGAUCGGAGAAGAAAGAAACGUCAAGGACGUCCUGGUUGUCGAUUCACGUCGCGCGACGUUGCAAGCCCGGCGGACUGAACAGGGACACAAGGUUUUUUUCGAUGUCUCGAUGGAAGAGCCACUCGUUAUCAAGUUGGAAAAACUGCUCGUCAACGUUCCCAGAGGCCCUAAUGAGUCUGGGUUCAAGAAAACUGUAGCCUCCUCAUAUACGCUGGCAUUCGUGUUCUCUUUUCCAACCCCAGAAGACGCAGCGGUGGUUGUUCCCAUCCUGAACGGCCAGGGACAUGAGCUUCCCAAAAACCUGGCCCUACUUCAAGUACGCACAAAAGGGCGAUGGUUGCCAAAAUGCCCUCCCGGUCCCUUCCGCUUAAGUCGAAUAACGAAUAAAGAAGUCAAGGAGCUGGAUUACUCGGUUAAUGCAGAGAUUGGUUGGCAAACCAGCACAGAGACGCGAUUACAAACAUAUAACCGCGUACUGCGCAGUGCAAGAGCGACCAGGGAGCCGCAAAUAACGCCGUCUGCCUCGACAGUUCGGCAGUCUGGCAAUAAGAAAGUCCAACUCACAUAUCUCUUCAAGGGUCCACUUAGAGCAAAAUCACUCUCGCUAGAAGGGUGCCUAUGCAUUUUCUGUCACAGACGAGAUUUCCAUACGUUAGAGAGGCUCAAUCACCACAUAAAAGCUGAGCACGAUAUGCUGAGAUGCAAGUUCGAAAACGAAGGAAAUACUCGCCGCGAUGGUAAUAUCGUAAAUGUCAGCAUUGAAGUCAGUAUUUCCGACCGCUAUAGCGAUGCACGAGCCAGUAACAACGUCGCCGAUGCACGCGACAUCGACUGGAUUGCCCCUAAAAAACCAUUCAACAUGGCUCGUUAUCUUGCGGGAGACGAAUCCUGGGUAGCGGAGGGGCAGGGAAGCAAACGAAAAUCGCAUGCUUCAAGGACCCCGGCCGUAGCAGCGGCUCUAAAUAGGGUGCAGCCAAAGAGGCCAUCAGAAGUCUUAGAUCUGCCAGAGCCUAAGCGCAAAAAGUACAAGGUACCAAAAGCCAACGGGAGAGUGCGCUUUUUCAGGACCGACUCCAAGCGCAUGUUGGAAGAAGGCGAAUAUCUCAGUGAGAGCGACGACGACACUAAUGAGGCCUGGCUCAAACUACGAUGUAACCAAGCCACACAGCAAGUCGACGCGAACGUGUCGCAGAAAACCUUCAUGAUGACAUGGGGCGAUCAUAUGCUGGAUGAGCAGCUCUCGGGCGACAUACACCUUGGAGAUGCCGUAGUACGGUUUGUGCGCAAACAUCUUCCCACUCUCCAACGGCCAGACCAAAGUCGAGAGUUUACAAAGAAGAUGGAGGAAUUGCGCGAAGACGGGAUCAUCUCACAAGAAGUUUUUGACGCUUGCAAAGAUGCCCUUGUGCACGGGUUGAAGCCUAUUGCGCUAGAUCCCGAGUUAGCCCCCAGGUCGAACCAUGUCUGCACAGCUCUCAGAGAGAGUAGCACCAGGGCGAACCUAAUGUCAUCUUCAAGGACACACAAAGCCCAGAGUGGAUCACACGUUGGCGUUGGUGUGAAUGAGAAUGGGGAGAAGAGUGCCUCCGGACGAAGGUCACACUCGCUAGCUACAGAUGAAGUACUAGGCGAAGAGACGACGGCACAAGACAGAGAUGGUGACAUUGAGAUGAUGGAUGAGCCAAGACACGAAAGGAGUAUCACCAAGCCACCUCUGUGGGAGGAGGCGGCUGAGGAGCCUGCGGUAGCCAUACAGACUGGAUGCACAUGUGGAAAGGUCGUUGAGGACAAUCGCACAGCCAUCUGCUGCACUAGCCUGGAUUGUCGGCGCCAGGAAUUCCACCUGAAGUGCAUACAACUUGAUCGAAGGGUGCCUGGUUGGAAAUGCCCCGAUUGCCGAUAAGGAUGGAUUUUGGGCUUGACUUGAUCAAAUACUAAUAGUAGCAUGACAAUCUUCUUAAAUUCUUGCUCUUUCCCCGAAUUAGUUACCCGCCCUGGACUAGGCAGCCGGAACAAAGAGGUCGACUACUAGUUACGCAGGGCACUGAGCAGCAUAGAUAGGGCGUUUAGGUGUAACUACUCGGUAGU
Messenger RNA from Aplosporella prunicola CBS 121167, 2663 nucleotides. RefSeq lists its product as uncharacterized. NCBI's taxonomy places the organism in Eukaryota, Fungi, Ascomycota, Dothideomycetes, Botryosphaeriales, Aplosporellaceae. The transcript is spliced from 2 exons. Gene Ontology annotation, cellular component: nucleus. Gene Ontology annotation, molecular function: chromatin DNA binding. Bases 205 to 2478 code for a protein of 757 amino acids. The record is from RefSeq and is a predicted model, not a curated record.